Messenger RNA from Populus nigra (black poplar), 620 nucleotides. RefSeq lists its product as uncharacterized. NCBI's taxonomy places the organism in Eukaryota, Viridiplantae, Streptophyta, Magnoliopsida, Malpighiales, Salicaceae. The transcript has 3 exons. The record is from RefSeq and is a predicted model, not a curated record. The coding region runs from base 88 to 444 and encodes 118 amino acids.
ACUUCAAGUCUUUGUCCAAUUGGAACUUGUCAGCAGCAAAAGAUUAUCACUUGUUCUCGGUAUAUAAAAUGCUAGUCCUUACAAGAGAUGAUUAUCAUGGCAUCAAGCAAGUACUGGCAGCGAAAAUCAAUUAUGAGGCGUUCUGGAAGUUGUGAGCAAAGAAGGGUAGAUAGAAAAAUAAACAGACUGAAAGCAGAGAUGGCAGGGAUUAGGAAGCAGCAACAAUGCAUCAGACAAGGGCAAAGGGAAACAAGAGAAAGAUUUGAAGAGAUAGAAUCAGAAUGUGAUCAGCUCAAAAAGGAGACUGAACUUGUAUCUCAGGCAAGCGACAACAUUCAACUUCGCCUCGAUAUCAUGCUCAAAAUCUUGAAAGCAAGACAAGAGAAUGACUUCGCUACAGCUGCUGAUCUUACUUGCUCUCUCAGGAAAAGUCUGCUUCCUUGAGGAUGAUAACUACGUAGACAAGUUGCUAUUGUGGUCUUCAAAGAUUGCCAUAUUAUACUUUCCGAAUAGAUGCUUGUUUUCGGAUAUGAAUUAAUUAUCCACCAUGUUUAUGGACAUAAGUUGCUUGUUCGAGGACUUUGUCGUUUAUACAAUCAACUAUGGUUCGAUUUAUUUAA